AUGAAGCUGCAUUACGCUCUCUCUAUUCUGCCCUGUUUCGGCAGCGGCAUCCUUGGGUUCCCCGCAUACGCAGCUGAUGCUCUCAGAGAGGAGCUCUCAUCCAAGCUCUCCGGACACAUCGCCAGCGCCUUUCACGAGGUACAUGAGAAGAGGCUUCUAUUCGACCCAUUGACAACACCUAUCGAUGUAACCGGCGACCACAAGUUCAUCGCACCCGACUUCAAGAACGGCGCCCAGCGUGGUCCCUGCCCGGGGCUCAACGCUCUGGCGAACCAUGGCUACAUCAGCCGCAAGGGUGUGACGAGCUUAGUCGAGGUCACGGCCGCUAUCAACACUGUGUUUGGCAUGGGAUUGGAACUUUCAACGAUUUUAGGAGUGAUGGGAACUGUUUUUGUCGGAAACCCUCUGUCUCUUAACCCAGGUUUCUCCAUUGGAGAUGCUGCCAGCGGAUCCAACAACAUCUUGGGCAAUCUGAUCGGUCUCCUUGGUACGCCUCGCGGACUGAAUGGCUCCCAUAACAUCAUCGAGGGUGAUUCGUCCAACACCAGAGCCGACUUGUACAUGACGGGAGACGCUUCCACCAUGGUCAUGGAGCAGUUCCAGUCCUUCUACGACAUGUCGUCAGGCGAGGGCGAUUACAACUUUGAGUUAUUCGCUGACAGGGCCUCUAUUCGCUUCAACGAGACUAUUGCAACCAACCCGAACUUUUACUAUGGUCCUUUUACCGGCAUGAUUGCUCGAAACGCGGGCUUUUUGUUUGCUUGCCGCUUGUUUGCGAACCACUCCGCGGAGAAUCCAACUGGCCUCUUAAACAAGGCAACUCUGAAGAGCUUCUUCGCCGUAGAGGGCGAAGAGGGCAAUCUCACGUACAACAGAGGCUGGGAACGUAUUCCAGAGAACUGGUACCGUACGCCAGUGGACUACGGCUUGGUCCAGCUGAAUUUGGAUCUUCUUGCCUGGAUUGCCAAGUACCCUGAGUUGGGAAGUAUCGGCGGAAACAUGGGAAAGGUCAACAGCUUUGCGGGAGUCAAUCUCGCCGACCUUACCGGUGGUGUCCUGAACCUCACCAAGCUGUUGGAAGGCAACAAUCUGCUGUGCUUUGUCUUUGAGAUUCUCAAGACCGCCUCACCAAACUCGCUGUCUACAAUCUUUACCAUCAUUGAGGCGCCUCUCAAGCUUGUCACCGACACUGUUGGCGCUGCCAUCCUCAACUUGGCCUGCCCGGCCUUCAAGGAUAUGACUGUAGGCGGAAAGAGUCUUGAUGAAGGCCUCAAGGAACAAUACCCCGGCGCGAAGAUGGCUGACAACAUCCUUUGA
Molecule: messenger RNA, 1317 nt
Organism: Colletotrichum abscissum
Lineage: Eukaryota; Fungi; Ascomycota; Sordariomycetes; Glomerellales; Glomerellaceae
Product: oxidase
Exons: 3
Coding region: 1-1317 (438 amino acids)
Molecular function (GO): peroxidase activity
Source: RefSeq, a predicted model, not a curated record